Molecule: messenger RNA, 1730 nt
Organism: Musa acuminata subsp. malaccensis (wild Malaysian banana)
Lineage: Eukaryota; Viridiplantae; Streptophyta; Magnoliopsida; Zingiberales; Musaceae
Product: IRK-interacting protein
Source: RefSeq, a predicted model, not a curated record
UAACUCGACCCUGCCCCGCAGAGAACACAGACGUAACGACACGAGAAUUAGCCCAUCUCCGAUAUGGCCUCCGCCUCCUCCUCCUCUUCCUUUCUUCCUCCUCCGCCCUUUCCGCGCUCUUCGGUAUUCACCCCUAUUCCCGAACACGACGAGGAAGAAGAGGAGGAGGAAGAAGAGCAGCCGCAGGAAGCAGUGCCUGUAGAACAGCCAUCAACUGCGGCCGUAACCGAUAGUACUUCGUCCGUGCACAACCCUGCGCAGCACCACGCCGCCACCGCGUCCUCGGCGGCAAUUGCCUUACCAAUGGCCACCACGCGGCGACCCUCCCGUUCCAGAGGCCACGACGACAGCGAGGGUGUGUCCGUAUCCUGCAACAACUGCCGACCGACCUCCCGCGACAAGCUCAUAUCCGUCGUUCCCCUCGACACUGCUUCUGGCCGCCAACAUCCCACCGCUUUCUCCUCUUCGUCUCCCGGUCAAGGCGGCCUCCUCCGCUCCUUGUUCUUCUCUCUCACCGGACGGAGCCCCGCCGUUUCUUCCGCCGCAGCAGCCUCCUCUGCUAUCCGCGAGGACCAAUGGCGUUUCCUGGCGGCGGAGCUCUCCCGGAAGCUUAUCCACACCACGCGGAAGCGUGACGAAGCCGUGCUCGAGGCCUCCCGCCUCAAGCAGUCUCUCGCCGAGCUGGAUGACAAGAUCGAUCGCCUCGAGUCCCACUGCUGCGACCUCCGGGCCGCCCUCCAAUCUGGCCCUGCUCCUGGGCCGUCCUCCGGCACCUUCCCGGCGGAGUCCUUCCACCUCGCAGUUGCCGAUGCACGGGCUGCCGUCCGACACCUCGCCCGAUCUCUGAUCGCUCAGCUCCGACUCAGCCCACCCGGGUCGCUGUCCUCCGACCGGGUCGCCGCGCUGAUCCAGUCGUACGAUCCCCGGGCCGCGGUCCAGUGGCAGAGGAACCCCGGCGGUUUGGUGUUCUACAUGGAAGCGCUGCUGAACCGAGUGCUCUAUGACGGGUUCGAGAAGGACGAGGAGGAGGAGGCGAGGCAGAUCGAUCCGGCGGUCCGGUGCGCGGCCAGCCGGGCGGGCUACGAGGCGGUCCGGGGGCUGGGCUGGGAAGAGGUUCUCAGCAAUGGGACGCGGCACUACAGCGAGGGGCUGAGCCGGUUCUGCGACCGGAAGAUGAGCGAGGUGGUGGUGAUGGUCGGGUUGGCGCGAGCGUGGCCAGAGGGGCUGCUGCAAGCCUUCUUCGGGGCGGCAAAGGGGGCGUGGGUGGUCCGGCUCAUGGCGCGCUCCGUCCACCCGGCGGUCCCGGCGCUGAGGGCCGGCCGGGGAGCGCGCUUCGACGGCCGGUUCAUGGAGGACGUCGCGUCCGACCGGGCCAGGCGGCAGACCACAGCGUGCGUGCGUGCGAUGGUGGCUCCCGGGUUCCACGUGUACAACAACAACGGUGGCGGUGGGGUGGUCAAGUGCACGGUGCUCUGCGCGUACAACAGCGAGUGCGGUAACAACGGUCGAAGUGACACGACGAUGGUUACGAGAGACCUUCGCAGCUGCAGUGUAGGAAAGAAAUAAUACUGCAGUGUAGGAAAGAAAUAAUACUGCCCAGAGUGGUGCGUGCAGAAUAUCCAGCAAUCACAUUUCCUGGGUUGUUUUUAUUUUUAUUUAUUUUUAUGUUUUUUUCCCCCCCACCUCAGUGAGAGGCUGUUCAUACUUAAUAAGAUUUUGGAUCUGGGUAA